Phasianus colchicus (ring-necked pheasant) is the source of this 2219-nucleotide messenger RNA. Lineage: Eukaryota; Metazoa; Chordata; Aves; Galliformes; Phasianidae. The record is from RefSeq and is a predicted model, not a curated record.
AACAGCGGUGGGUCGGGCGCCCCGCCUACCGGGCGAGACGUCUCCCUCCUAUUGGUCCGAUAGAAUGCCGCAGCGUGCGAGGAUUGGCUGGACUAAGUGUCAGUUAUUCCGCGGGUGUCCCCCCCCAUCUCGGGAAGGCAGAAGAGAUCAUGACAUCUGUUAAAGAGCAGGAGGCCAUCAGGAAACUCAUGAUUUUCCUGCAAGAAUGGGACAGUGCUCACAGAGUUGCUCGAAGCCACAUCCUAGACAACUUCAUUAGAAGCAAUAAUGGCAAGACAGAACCAGAGCUAGAGCUGGAGUUCUCCCAGGGAGCCAGCUUGUUUCUGGCUCGCCUGGCAGCAUGGCUGAGGAUGACCUACACGUACAGCACGUGCAUCAAGAAGCUGCUCAAGUCCAUUGGCAUCUUCUUAUCUGCUGCAAGCGGACGCAGAUACAUUAUUGAAUUUCUGGAGAUCGGAGGUGUCUUGACGCUCCUGGAAAUACUAGGGCUGAACCACCUGAAAGAAGAGGACAAAAGGGAGUCUGUAAAGCUGCUUCAGCUCAUUGCAGACGCUGGCAGGAAGUACAAGGAGCUCAUUUGUGAAAGCUACGGUGUGCGAUCCCUUGCUGAGCUGCUGGCCACCUGCAGCUCAGCAGAGGCUCAGGAGGAGGCGCAGAUCUUGCUGGGCUCUCUGGGCCGCGGCAACCCCAAGUACCAGAACCAAGUGUACAACGGGCUGCUGGCAGUGCUGCCACGCGGCUCUCCCCAUGCCCAGCAGCUGGCUCUGCAGACACUGCACAGCAUGCAGGAGCUGCUGGGAGAGACUCCCUCGGCUGUAGUGGCGCCGCUGCUGGCGGUGCUGGGCUCGGUGUACCCCGAGGUGCAAUACGAAGCCGCCCAGCUGCUGCGCACCCUCGCGGCCCGCCGCGCCCCGCCCGCCCUGCUGCCCGGCCUGGUGGCCCUGCUCACCCCGCCCGGGAGCAAAGCACGUGCCAAAGACCCAACGCUGCGCCCGACGGAGCCGAUGCCGGCCCACGUUCAGCAGGCAGCUGCUGCUAAAGCUGUCGGCAUAUUAGCAAAGGAGUCAGCAGAAGUGGCUGAAGAGCUGAUCCAGCUGAAAGUGGUGCAUGGCCUGAUGGUUGCAAUGGGGAACCUGGAUUAUCCACUCAGCCAGAGAAAUGCCAGCAUCUCCCUGGAGUAUUUUGUCCGCACAUAUCCCUUUGUGGAGGAGCAAGUAAGGAAGGCAGUAGGGCACAUGCUGUUCCAGCUCUUUAAGAACUGUCCUGAGACCUGGUACACAAAAAUAGAUCCAGUCCAGGCUGAAGAAUUGGUCUCCAAUCUAGUGGACAGCCCCAAAGACACAAUGAAGAUGCAACCUGCAGAAGGUGAUCAGGAAUGACUGUCCACCAAAAUAAAAAAAGCAACUUCAAUUCUGAGCCUGAACCAAACCUGUGAAGAUUCAUUAUGCUCCUGAAUGUUCAUAACUUUUCUCUGGAGUGUUCUCUUCCUGUUAAGGAGGGGACCAUGAGGUCUUUUAUGACAUAAAUGAAAGAAAGCUACCAAGUCUGAAGUAUGCAAGUUUUAUCUUGUUAACAUAGGACAGAAGUCACAGACACUGCAGCCAUUGUACAGAGCCAUGCAACACAGCAUCAGCAAGGAAAAAUUCAAAUACCACUGAUCCUAGUGAAAGAUGCAAGGCUUUAGCUGUUUCUUUAGCUGUUGUGCUGAGAUUCAAAAUACAAACUGCUUUCCCUGCAACAAGAGUUUGCCUAUCCUUUUUCACUCAUCAUUUCAUCAGAGAGAUGUAAAGGCUGCUCUUCACAGGUAUUCCAGGGUUCAGCAAGACCCCCAGGGAACUCUAGAGAUCUGUUCUUACAGGUGCCCAAGACCAACCACAGAGCAUUCAAAUCCACACCCCCACCAUUUGCUACCAAGCACCUGAGUUCUCUGGGUUCUUUAGAUUUCAUUCAAGUGGUAUCAUACCCUACUAGCUCGUAUUAAAGUAAACACCUAGUGGUGUUCUGCAUAAUCUGUAGGGUUAUGUCAGGGAAUGUAAUACAGCAGCCAUAUUCUUAGUGCACACUAUAGAUGGAGGUCACCAUUCAGGACACUGCCAACAGGGUAUACUUCCUACAAAAAAACAGGGCAGUUUGAAGUCUAACAUGAGACACUCUUCCUCUGAAGAAAGACAGGACAGUAAAAACAUAUUCUGCAAUAACAGUAGAAUCCUUAAGUCAGG